Molecule: messenger RNA, 2020 nt
Organism: Chiloscyllium plagiosum (whitespotted bambooshark)
Lineage: Eukaryota; Metazoa; Chordata; Chondrichthyes; Orectolobiformes; Hemiscylliidae
Gene: meiob
Product: meiosis specific with OB-fold
Biological process (GO): resolution of meiotic recombination intermediates
Molecular function (GO): single-stranded DNA binding; single-stranded DNA 3'-5' DNA exonuclease activity
Source: RefSeq, a predicted model, not a curated record
UGGCCACUGUCUGAACUUGAACAACAGACUGCUAUAUUUGAUCCCAAAGAUGAGCUUCCCAUUUCACAAAUGCACAUGGCAUCGCUUGAUCCCACAUUUUAUCAACUCGUGGCCUGCUGAAACCAUCAUCCGUGCUAUUUGUCAUGUCUAGAUCGAUCAUUCCAACUCAGCCUUGGCCAGGCGGUUAUUCAGGGACAUUUCGGUAACUUACACCAAAAGCGGAAGUUCGGAGUCAGCCAGCCAGAGGGACUUCCGGUGACGUCACCUCGAGCUGGGUGAAGCUGCUCGGUGACGUCUCCCUGGACCGCCUUCAGUUGCUCGGUGACGUAUUUCGCGGGCUGUGGUCGGGGCACGUUUCAAAACCGUGCGGCCGAAAGGAAUAAAUCUAACGGUCCAGACCUUGAAUCCAGGAUAAAAUGAUGGCGUUUGGUUCAUCUGGCCAGAACUUCGUUCCGAUAUCUGAUCUUCAUCCAAACUCAGCACGACCUAGUGUGGCUGGAAUAGUGAUUGGAAAAAUUGAUGCAAAAGGAUUUCCAGACCGAAAAAACAUCGGGACAGAAAGAUACACUUUUACUUUCACAAUUCGAGAUUGUCCAGUUUCCUUCAUCAAUGUAGUUUCAUGGGGGAGAGAAGAAUAUGUAAGAGGGCUUUCCAACAGUUUCAGAAUUGGGGACUGCGUUGUGAUUGAAAAUCCACUAGUGCAGGCCAAGGAUAUAGAAAAGGAGGAAAGAUUCAGCCCAUCUACUUCAAGUUGCUAUAAACUUCUAGUCAGUGAGAACUUCUCAAUGGUGAGAUUGUGCCAUGACCUGGACCUUGACUCCAGACUUCUCUCCUUGUUGCAUUUACCUGUGAAAGAUCCUCAGGAUUAUUAUUCACUUGGAGAUAUUGUUCAUAAUGGCCAAAGCCUGAAUGGAAACAUAAUCAAUAUACUGGCAUCAGUCAGAUCGGUAGGGGAGCAGAAAUAUUUUACUACUGCAGACAGAAGAAAAGGACAGCGAUGCGAAGUAAAACUGUUUGACGAAACUGUACCUUCGUUCCUUUUGAGAUGUUGGGAUAAUGAAUCUAUACAGCUUGCACAGACAUGGAUACCCAGGGAAACAGUACUGUUCAUAGCUGAUGUACGAGUAAAUUAUGAUGGUUUUCGCAACACCAUGGCUGCCACUGUGAUCUCUAAAACCAUAAUUACAACAAAUCCCGACACAAAAGAAGCCAACCUGCUGUUUAACUUUGCCAAAGAGUGUGCAGAACAUGGUGAAGAUGAUCCAGAACAAAGAAAUGAAUCAAUUAACUUACAAUCCAUUGUGGAUGUAUUCACUGUCCAGCAGUUAAAAAAUAAAGUAAUGGACAAUGUUGGCAAGGCAGAACCCAUGUAUGGAAUCAUUUUUGCUUAUAUUACUAUGUUUAACAUUGAUUCUGACAGUUCAAAGAUAAUAAAAUCUAAAUGUGGCAGGUGCAGAUUUUUGAUUGAUGUUGGUUCAAAUGCAUGCACAAAUCCUUCCUGUUCAUCUGACACACUGAAUCCCUCAAGUAUCAUCACCAGUUUUGAUUUCUGGCUGGAUGUGUCUGACCAUACAGGCACUCUUCAAUCAUGUAACUUAUCAGGAAACACAGCUGAAAAAACUCUUGGCUACACAACGGAUGAGUUUUGCAGUUUAACAGAAGAGCAGAGAACAUCAUUAAAAUGGAAAUUCCUUUUGGAAAGAUGCAAGAUUUAUCUAAAGUUACUUGCAUCAAGCAGUGCAAGAAAUGGUGUGAGAACAAGCCUGCUUUCCUGCAAAAUAGCUGAUCCUGAAGAGGCCAGUCAGACUUUGUCCACGUUAGCAAUUUUCUGAAACAGCUGCUAAUUAUAUUGCCGAUUCCCUUGGAGUUCAAAUAAUCUACCUCCAAGGAAAACAUAAUGUGCAUAAUGUUUUCAGUUGUCAGUUUAUUUGGACUAAUUAGUCUUUAGAUAAUUUCUUUCAAUUAUUUUGUUGAGACUUAUUAAACAUAAGAAUAUCAAACAAAUGUUUCUGUAAAAAAA